AUGAGGUUAUGGCCAGCUGCCUCUGCUAAAUUAACUGAGAAAGGAUGGCGUACAUUAAUUAAACCUUAUAUAUUUACUACACUAGCGAUUGGUACAAGUGUAACAGCCGGUGAUCUCAUGUGUCAAUAUUUAGAAAGACAUAAAACAACUGCACAAAAAGACAAAGGAUCUGAUAAUGCUUCAGGACUAGAAUGGUGGAAUUCACAGCGUACAUUGAUUAUGUGUACAUCAGCUGUACUCGUAUCAACACCAUAUUCAUUUACAUUAGCUAGAACCGUGGAACGUUUAUUUCCAGGUAAACAAGGCAUUCAGAUUGCCAAGAAAAUGUUAACCAAUACACUAAUGGGUCCUGUUGGUAUUAGUUUAGCAUUCACAUCAAUAGGGCUAUUGAAAGGACAAUCUUUUGAAGAAAUAAAAUUAAAAAUAGUACAUCAUAUGCCACAGACAUUUCUAUUAGGUAAUUGUUAUUGGCCAUUCGUCUCAUUUAUUAACUUUCGUUACAUACCAUUGAAUUAUCGUCCAUUUCUCGGCACAUUUGCUGGCAUGUUUUGGAAUAUUUAUGUGUCAACAAUUGCAAAUAAGGAUAAUGAUGUUGAAGAUGAUAAGAAAGAAGAAAAUACAAAAAUUGGGAAACACGAACAAUUGAGUGUGCCAUUGCAAAUGUCUGGUACAGGUGCAAUGACUGUUGCAAUACAGCAUGCAUGGAAUAUGUUAGAUAAAAGUGGAAAAGAUGAGAAUAAAUAUAGAAAAGAAUAA
Molecule: messenger RNA, 756 nt
Organism: Didymodactylos carnosus
Lineage: Eukaryota; Metazoa; Rotifera; Eurotatoria; Philodinida; Philodinidae
Source: the annotation of a GenBank genome assembly